AUGGGUACUCACCACCGGGACCUCUCCCCCCACUCCGGUCGGCCCCGCUCCCGCGACUCUGGCCAGUUCUCCGAUCUUGCAAGUCAGGCCUCGACUUUCUUCCCUCUCCCUCCUUGGACUCGGCACACUGCUCCUGUGAUCCUACCUCGCGCCUCGGCCUCGCCUGACUCCAAGCCCCUUCUCCUGCUUCUACACCCCACCGGUAAUCGACUCGACUCAGAGGUCCCAGAGACCGAUCAAAAUGACAAGCAGACCUCGAAGUCUCGCAUGCGGUUCUUCCACACCGGCGACUUGACCUUGAAACGUCAGGCCACUGACCGAGGCCAAUCAAUUGACAAGGGAAUCUUUGUGCAGUUCGCCGUGGUCUCAAAGCCACAUCAUGAGAGCAGAAACAUCGCGGGGCACAUAAUGUGA
Messenger RNA from Colletotrichum graminicola M1.001, 414 nucleotides. RefSeq lists its product as uncharacterized. The transcript is spliced from 3 exons. The record is from RefSeq and is a predicted model, not a curated record. The coding region runs from base 1 to 414 and encodes 137 amino acids. Lineage: Eukaryota; Fungi; Ascomycota; Sordariomycetes; Glomerellales; Glomerellaceae.